GCGGAGAGCUCAGGGCGGCGGUCACUCGUUCUCCGUUAGUCGUUGUUAGUUUGUGUUUGUUGGCCGAGCGAGCGAGGGAAGAUGUCCGGGCGCGGGAAGCAGGGCGGGAAGGCGCGCGCCAAGGCCAAGUCGCGCUCGUCGCGGGCCGGGCUGCAGUUCCCCGUGGGCCGCGUGCACCGGCUGCUGCGCAAGGGCAACUACGCGGAGCGCGUGGGCGCCGGCGCCCCGGUGUACCUGGCGGCCGUGCUGGAGUACCUGACGGCCGAGAUCCUGGAGCUGGCGGGCAACGCGGCCCGCGACAACAAGAAGACGCGCAUCAUCCCCCGCCACCUGCAGCUCGCCAUCCGCAACGACGAGGAGCUCAACAAGCUGCUGGGCAAGGUGACGAUCGCGCAGGGCGGCGUGCUGCCCAACAUCCAGGCCGUGCUGCUGCCCAAGAAGACCGACAGCCACAAGGCGAAAGCCAAGUGAGCGCCGGAGAACAGA
Messenger RNA from Ficedula albicollis (Collared flycatcher), 486 nucleotides. RefSeq names its product histone H2A-IV. The coding region runs from base 82 to 471 and encodes 129 amino acids. Gene Ontology annotation, cellular component: nucleosome. Gene Ontology annotation, molecular function: structural constituent of chromatin; protein heterodimerization activity; DNA binding. The transcript has a single exon. The record is from RefSeq and is a predicted model, not a curated record. NCBI's taxonomy places the organism in Eukaryota, Metazoa, Chordata, Aves, Passeriformes, Muscicapidae.